AUGUGUACAGAUGCGUACGCAAUGCGGGAUAAUAUAUAUACAUAUGUAAGAUGUACAAACAAAAUGUUCGUUGCAAUAUAGAGAUAACGAGUCUCUAGAUAAGUUCCAUUCUUUCGAUAGAUCAUACGAUUCAAUUCGAUUAUUUCAGUUACUAUCCUAUCGAAAGGGAGGGUUUGCACUGACUCUGUUUAUAUUUUUAGGCGUACGUUCGCUGGUGCACAAGGUGCACAGAAUGGAGAAGGAGGAGGAAUGUCCCCACAAGAAUGAAAGAGACGAAAUGAUGCAGGCCGCGGCAUCGAACACCUCAUCGAGCAACGUUUGCGACGGCCGAGCACGUGCUUCCUGUCAAGAGGAGUUUACGUGUUCCCUGUAUAUCUCGCGUGCCGUCGGACCACAAGGCCAAGUGCAAGGAAUACAAGGUGGCGAGCUGCUACGUUCCAACUUAGAGGAAGUGAUCCGCGCGUCCGAUCCCUUGGCAGCCUGGCACGUGUCUGAAACACCAUGCGGCCUGAUCGCCGCGUUCACGCGCGAAGCUGACGCAGAGAAAUUGCUACAACGUGGCGACUUGGCGCGUGUUUUCGAAGGACCUGUACAAGUGGCACGAUUCUCAGCAAAGGAUUCUCGUUAUAGACAGGCAGUUCUUCUUCGUGACGUGCCCUGGGCAAUUCCUUUACAGGAUAUCAACUCCGCACUGACGAAACAGGGAAUCGCGACAGGAAGCGUUGAACGUUGGCGACAAUACAUACGAGUCGAGGUGCUAGACGCCGGACAUUACGAGCUUUUGCUGCGUCAAGGACUGGAUUUCUUUGGCGCAGCUCGGUUCAGCGCCAUCCCGGAACGUUGGUGGCGCGGAGGAAACGGAAAUGCCAGUGGACCGCUGCAGGCAGGGCCGGGUAUAGUCAACAACUUUCUUGAGACAUCCAACUUUCAAACGGGGGACGGUGUGCUUCAGUGUUAUCGGUGCCAGGGUUUCUGGCACAUGGCUGCCAACUGCAGGCAUCUGCCACGUUGCGUUCGAUGCGGAGAGCCUCACAGCGUUGAGUUUUGCCCCAGGCCACGGAACAAUCCUAUCUGUUGUCAUUGUUCGGGUCCCCAUCAUGCUGGCUACCGACAAUGUCCGGUUCGGCAGCAACUUUCGAACGCUACGCCUAUUAGUAUCACGCUGAGCACUACCCGGAUUGGAAACCAGUACCCGGUGAACGCGGCUUCCAAGACAAACGCUUCUGCACACGAGCAGCAGCCAUUGAAGUCGAGCCAAUCUUAA
This is a messenger RNA of Heterotrigona itama, 1264 nucleotides long. The record is from the annotation of a GenBank genome assembly. NCBI's taxonomy places the organism in Eukaryota, Metazoa, Arthropoda, Insecta, Hymenoptera, Apidae.